GGGGGAUCCCUAAAGUGGGGGGGAGGGGGAACCCAAAAAGGGAGGAGGGGGGCUCCCGGACGCCUGGGUCCUCUCGGGGGGUCGUGACCUUUGACCUUGUGCCCCCCCCCCCCCCCCCCAGCCAUGAGAAAAACCAAGAACCUGAGGAGAACGUCGACCUGCAGGAGGGGGAGGGCCCCUCCGGGGAGGACGUUCCCGUGGCCAUCGCCAGCGUCCCCGUCCCCGGCGCCUUCGCCGACUCGGGGCUGCAGUAUCAGUUCCGCAGCGAGAGCAACGGCAGCCAGGUCACCUACCGGGUGGUGCAGGUGACGGAGGCGCCACUCGAUGGGCCCGAAGGAGCCGCCGUCAGCGUCGUGUCCACCUUCGCGGGGACCACCCAGGCCGUGAUCCAGAACCCGUUCAGUAACGGGGGCAGCCCCGGGGCCGAGGGCGGAACCGAGACCCGAUUCGCAUGGGGGGGCGACGGGACCGUGUCGGUGCAGACGGAUCCAGCGCUGGCGCAGGCGGGAGGUCAGUUCUAUGUGAUGAUGACGCCUCAGGACGUUUUGCAGCCGGGGACCCAACGCAGCAUCGCGCCCCGCGGGCACCCGUACUCCCCGAAGCUGGAGGGGCCGCGGGUCCCACGGGACGAGCGACGACGAGCGCAGCACAACGAGGUCGAGCGGCGCCGCCGGGACAAGAUCAACAACUGGAUCGUCCAACUGUCCAAGAUCAUCCCCGACUGCGGCGCCGACAACAGCAAAACGGGAGCGAGCAAAGGGGGGAUCCUGUCCAAGGCGUGCGACUACGUGCGGGAGCUGCGGCAGAGCAACCAGCGCCUGCAGGAGACGUUCAAGGAGGCCGAGCGGCUGCAGAUGGACAACGAGCUGCUGCGCAGACAGAUGGAAGAGCUGAAGAGCGAGAACGCGCUGCUGAGACAACAACUGCAGAGCCGGGGGGAUGGGACAGAGAACAACCCGGGACAGGGACAGUGACCCCCUGGGGACACCCCUUGGGGACACCCCCUGGGGACACCCCCUGGAUCCCUCAGCCCCAUUGGGGACCCCCCAGUGACACCCAGGGACCCCUUGGGGACAUUUCCCCCUCAUUGGGGACACCCCAUGGAUCCCUCAGCCCCAUUGGGGACCCCCCAGUGACACCCAGGGACCCCUUGGGGACAUUUCCCCCCCAUUGGGGACACCCUUGGGGACACCCCAGUGACACCCACAUCCCAUUGGGGACCCCCCAGUGACACCCAGGGACCCCUUGGGGACAUUUCUCCCCCAUUGGGGACACCCUUGGGGACACCCCAGUGACACCCACAUCCCAUUGGGGACCCCCCAGUGACACCCAGGGACCCCUUGGGGACAUUUCCCCCCCAUUGGGGACAACCUUGGGGACACCCCAGUGACACCCACAUCCCAUUGGGGACACCCCUGGGGUCCCAUCACCCCCAUUGGGGACACCCCAGUGACACCCAGGGACCCCUUGGGGACAUGGGGACACCCUGACCCCCCAUUGGGGACACCCCAUGGAUCCCCUCAGCCCCAUUGGGGACCCCCCAGUGACACCCAUGGGCCCUUUGGGGACACCCUGGGGACCCCAUUGGGGACCCCCCAGUGACACCCAUGGACCCUUUGGGGACACCCUGACCCCCCCCCCCCCCCCAUUGGGGACACCCUAGUGACACCCCCAUCCCAUUGGGGACACCCCUGGGGUCCCAUCACCCCCACUGGGGACCCCUUGGGGACAUUCACCCCCUCCCCCAAUUGGGGACCCCCCCCCCCCCCCCAGAGACCCCAUCCCCCCACUUUGGGGACCCCCCCCCCCCCCCCCCAGUGACACCCAUGGACUCUUUGGGGACACCCUUGGGGACCCCUCAGUGACACCCACAUCCCAUUGGGGACACCCCUGGGGUCUCAUCACCCCCUCAGGGGAACCCAGGAGUGCCCCAAGGGACCCAGGAGUACCCCAAGGGACCCAGGAGUUCGGGGAGGGACCCAGGAGUGCCCCAAGGGACGCAGGAAUCCAGGAGGGACCCAGGAGUGCCCCAAGGGAUCCAGGAGUGCCCCAGGGACCCAAGAGUUCGGGGGGGGGACCCAGGAUUGCCCCAAGGGACAUAGGAGUUUGGGAGGGACCCAGGAGUGCCCCAAGGGACAUAGGAGUUUGGGAGGGACCCAGGAGUGCCCCAAGGGACAUAGGAGUUUGGGAGGGACCCAGGAGUGCCCCAAGGGACAUAGGAGUUCAGGGAGGGACCCAGGAGUGCCCCAAGGGACAUAGGAGUUCAGGGAGGGACCCAGGAGUGCCCCAAGGGACAUAGGAGUUUGGGAGGGACCCAGGAGUGCCCCAAGAAACCCAGGAAUUUGGGAGGGACCCAGGAAUUUGGGGAGCCCCCCCCCCCCUUAGUUUGGGGACCCCCCCCAGGAAUCCCCUCCCCCCCCCAUCAGUGUCCCCCAAUUGGUGUCCCCCAUUGUGUCCCCUCCCCCCAUCCCCCCCCCCCCCUUUGUAAUUAACGUUUGUAAUUAAUUAAUUAUUGUUUUGUACCGCCCGGGGCGGGGGAGGGGCGGCCGCUCCCCCUCCCCCCCCCCACAGCGCGUGGGGGUGUUUUUUGGGGUGGGGGUGGGGAGGGUGGGGGGAGGGGCGGGGGUGGGGAGGGGCCGCCCGGGAAACCUCCAAAAAGGUGGAAAAAGA
This is a messenger RNA of Columba livia (rock pigeon), 2670 nucleotides long. RefSeq names its product upstream stimulatory factor 2-like. Gene Ontology annotation, molecular function: protein dimerization activity; DNA-binding transcription factor activity, RNA polymerase II-specific; RNA polymerase II cis-regulatory region sequence-specific DNA binding. NCBI's taxonomy places the organism in Eukaryota, Metazoa, Chordata, Aves, Columbiformes, Columbidae. The transcript is spliced from 9 exons. The record is from RefSeq and is a predicted model, not a curated record. The annotation marks the transcript as partial. Gene Ontology annotation, biological process: regulation of transcription by RNA polymerase II.